AUGAAGGAAAAAUCCAAGAACGCGGCAAAGACUAGACGGGAAAAAGAAAAUGGAGAAUUCUACGAACUGGCCAAACUCCUGCCUCUGCCCUCGGCCAUCACCUCCCAGCUGGACAAGGCGUCCAUCAUUCGCCUCACCACUAGCUACCUGAAAAUGCGAGCCGUCUUCCCCGAAGGUCUGGGCGACGCCUGGGGACAGCCGAGCAGGAUAGGUCCCUUGGAUAACGUGGCCAAGGAGCUCGGAUCCCAUUUGCUUCAGACGUUGGAUGGCUUUGUUUUUGUGGUAGCAUCAGAUGGCAAAAUAAUGUACAUCUCAGAAACAGCAUCAGUACAUCUUGGCUUAUCUCAGGUGGAGCUUACUGGUAAUAGCAUUUAUGAGUACAUACAUCCUUCUGAUCACGAUGAGAUGACAGCUGUUCUUACUGCUCACCAGCCUCUUCAUCCUCACCUCUUACAAGAAUAUGAAAUUGAGAGAUCAUUUUUCCUGAGAAUGAAAUGUGUCUUAGCCAAGAGGAAUGCAGGAUUGACGUGCAGUGGCUACAAGGUGAUCCAUUGCAGCGGCUAUUUGAAGAUACGGCAGUAUAUGCUAGAUAUGUCUCUGUAUGAUUCCUGUUACCAAAUUGUUGGACUGGUGGCUGUAGGUCAAUCUUUACCUCCCAGUGCAAUCACUGAGAUCAAACUUCACAGUAACAUGUUCAUGUUCAGAGCAAGUUUGGACUUAAAAUUAAUAUUCCUAGAUUCCAGGGUGACUGAAUUAACUGGAUAUGAGCCCCAAGAUCUUAUAGAAAAAACCCUCUACCACCAUGUUCAUGGCUGUGAUGUGUUCCAUUUACGAUAUGCUCAUCACUUGUUGUUGGUGAAAGGCCAAGUCACAACCAAGUACUAUCGACUACUGUCCAAGCACGGAGGCUGGGUCUGGGUACAGAGCUACGCUACUAUUGUGCAUAACAGCCGUUCAUCACGGCCUCACUGCAUAGUGAGUGUCAAUUAUGUCCUUACAGAUAUUGAGUAUAAGGAACUUCAGCUGUCACUGGACCAGGUUACCAUUUCUAAGUCACAGUUUUCAUGCAGAAACUCAGUCUCUACCUCGCAGGAAACAAGGAAAAUAGUAAAACCCAAAAGUAAUAAAAUGAAGGCAAAACUCAGAACAACGCCUUACCCACAACAGCAAUACAGCUCAUUCCAAACAGACAAACUGGAAUGCAGCCAGGUGGGAAACUGGCGAUCCAGCCCUGCAGUGAAUGCUGCCACCAUUCAAGAACAAAACUUCCAUUCAGAAAACAGCGAACUUUUAUAUGCCCCGUCAUAUAGCUUGCCUUUCUCUUACCAUUAUGGACACUUCCCAGUAGAUUCUCAUGUCUUCAGUAGCAAAAAGCAAAUGCUGCCUUCAAAGUUUGGGCAGCCUCAAGGAGCACCUUGUGAAGUGGCUCGAUUUUUCUUGAGUACGCUGCAGACAAAUGGAGAAUGCCAGUGGCAUUAUGCCAACUCCUUGGUACCCAACAGCCAGUCACCGUCCAAAAAUCUUCCUGAUCAGCCAGUGAACAUCAUCCGACAUAAUCUUGCGCAGAGUUAUGAAGUGCCCAUACCAAACAGAAGAUACAGCCAAGAUGUUCUGCCUGACAACUUUACAAGCUGCACAGCGUCCAUGUCAGGCAGCAGAUACAAAGAAGAGAUUUAUGAUUCCGGCAUCAUGAAAUCCAACAAAAUAGAAAACAGGAUUCAGCCACCUCACCACCUCAUUAAAGAAGAAAACAAAUUAGCUUUUAACAGAGAACUACAAGAAAAAAUGAGCAUUAAUGAAAGUUCUUUUUCAAACUCAAUAGCCAACUCCUUGCUGCCAAAAUCAGAAUGUUUCCAGUCCAAAGCUAUAGGACAACUAAGUCAUCUCUUGCCAAUGCCCUCAGUAUAUGAGCAAACAAGAAGGAUUUGUAUGAAGGAACCCAAAUAUGGGCAUAUCAGUCAACAUGCUUCAAAUCUAGAUGAACUGGAUAGUGAUGAGAGAAUGACUGUGAAGCUCAAUCAUGACUCUGAAAGCGAACGUGUGAUGGAAGCGAGACCUUCUGGACAAGUUCCAUUUGUGCUUCUCAAUUAUCACCAUGUUUUAGCCAAACACGGUACAUUUCAAACUUCAUCAUGUACAGCGACAGGACAUGUAGGAGAAAAUUACGGAUACAACUCUGAGGAAGUAAAUACAUUUAUUUACAAAAACCAAAGCCCCUCAUCAGCUUCUUCUCCAGAAACCCACAAGGAAUCUGCACUACCCCAUUAUAUUGGAACUUCUGUAAUAAUAGCCAAUGGAAGGUGACGGUAAUAGAGGAGUAUUUACACUUAAUUAAGAAGCCAAAGUGUAAUGAUUUGCAAAAAGCAUGAGGAAACAUGGUUUCAUUUACUGAGCAUAGCUGAGGGUCAAUGAGGGACAGACUCGUGUGUUACCGGCAAGCCACGUGUAACAAAAGUACCUUCAAGGUCAGGAAAAACCCCUACAUCUAGCUUCCAUGCUUCGUUGUCACAGAUUAAGCUCUGGUGCCAGUGAGAAGACAUGUUACAGAUCUUAUUUUUGUUAUUUUAUAGUGUGCAACGAAAUUAAAUGAUAGGUGUUAUAUGCAGAGAUUUAUAUGAAGAACAUUUUUUUCCUUAACCCCUCCUUCUGGAAAUACAUUAAAAAUUUUUUUAUCAUUAACUAUACACUCUAGUUUAGGUAUUUUUGACAAACUGUGUGAAACCUUGCAUCAACUCUUCAUCCAGGUGUUAAACACCUUGAAAAAUGAACUUUGUUUAAAGAGUGGUGAUUUUUAGUAUCCAUAAUACAGCUGUACUAACUAAACAGAACUCUGUUUGGAAAAAGCUUAUUUAUUAAUUAUCCAGAAUUUUUUUAACUAAAUAAAUCAAAUCCAGAUUUGAUUUAGUUAACAUAGAUUUCAGUGUUCUGAGAUUGUUACCACCACCACUUAACUCAACAUGGAACGAUAUGACAAAUUAGUACAUACAAAGACGUGUAUUAAAGGGUUACAGGUCUUGUCAUGGCAAACUGGGACAAAUCAUACAGUGGGAACUACAGAUUACUCCUUAUGAAAUGUUGUAAUGAGAAAAAGAAACCUCUAAAAAGUGCAUUUCACUGAGUAUUCUGGGAGAAGGCUGUGCAGAUUUUCAAACCAGCUAGUCAAAAAUACGUCUUAAUAGCACCAGAAAUGCUUUCUUUAUAGUCAAGGGAAUAAUGAACAUUUAUGCUUUAUUUUAAACUUACCAGUAGCCUUCUGAAGUUUGAAAGGUUCAGCUUUUAACACACUGAACUCCCUUAAGCAUAAAUCUCAUUGUCAACACAAAGGUAAGAUUAAUAUUUGACUGAUUCGUGCACUUCACAAAUAACGUCAGUGGACAAUCUGAAUACAGAAAGUUGAAAAUUGCUGCACAACCACAAAAAACCAAAAUUGCACUUGAAGUGAAUGCUUUGCACACAUCUCAAUUUGUAAUAAACUGUAGCAAGCAAAAAGUAUACAGCACACACCUACAUUUUGUCCAGCCUAUUAGGGAGAGAUUUCCCCCCUUUUUUUUACUUCUUUGGGAAGUUUACAAACAAGGAGACGUAGGGAUUUGUGUUUCAUUGACAGUAGUCAGUCCACUUUGUUUUUCAACCACUUUCCCAAAUUGCCUUUGUGUGCUCUUGCUAAAACAAUAAAUGGAUCCCUAAAUAAUCACUGUAAAUAUCAACGAUAAAGGUUGGACAUCAGAGCCAGCUAUACUUAGCUAUAUUCCUCAGCCCAAUUCAAGGCUAGUUUACAUUUUCAAACCUUUCCUUCUCUUAUCAGACUCUCUCUAAGGAGACCUUCGCUAAAGAAAAUGCUUACCUGGCUUGUGCAAUAUGGAAAAACGCUCAUGGAUUGCACCUUCUCGGAUUAAAAUGUAAUGAAAUACAGAUUUUUUAAAUUACAUGUUCUCAAUCUUUUAUAUGCAGCAAUAAUAUUCAGUCACCUCCUUGUACCACAGAAUCACAGAAUGUUAGGGAUUGGAAGGGACCUUGACAGAUCAUUUAGUCCAAUCCCCCUGCUGGAGCAGAAACACCUAGAUGAGAUUACACAGGAAUGUGUCCAGGUGGGUUUUGAAUGUCUUCAGAGAAGGAGCCUCCACAGCCUCCCUGGGCAGCCUGUUCCAGUUUUCUGAGUACACAAAAUACUUUAAAAACAUAUAUUUGAAAACAAUCUUCAGUAUUUUUAGUGGUUCCUAUUAAAAGGUUAACAGAGGAGGCUUUAUGAUGAAGAUAAAUUGAUGUUCACUUGGAAGUUGACAGUUGUCUCACUUCAUUUGCUAAAAAAGUAUGAAAAGUAUCUUCUAUGAUAAAUAUAGCAAAAAAUACCUAAUCAGCCAUUACCAGAAUACUGACUUUAAAAAAAAAAGUGCAGAACCAAACCAGCAUAUUCAGUCCCUCAGUAUAGCUGCACUCCUUGGUUCCUCUAAAGCCAGAGAAGUGAGCAAGUCUACAGAAACAUUAUGAGUGAAGAUUGCUGAUGUUCUGACUUUAUAAAUUGAAGUGAUGAGACAUAAGGUGGUUUUACAGCGGCUUUAGUUACCAGCCCUCCCAGCCAGCAUACUAUUAAAUGGGUCCUUGAAAGGUACAAUCAUGGAACAAUUAUGCUAAGGCUUGUAUGUUAAUUUUGCUAAAUUAAAACCAUGCCCUAUAAAGGAGUAACUGACAUUGUUUGCAUCAUUAAAAAGAAACCUGAUGCACAACUCUCAUACUACACAUUUCUCUGUACCUCAUUAGUGGCACUGCGGCACACAAAGUCAAUCUGGUGCAUUUUUCUGUUCUUGUAAGUACUUCUCACUAUAAAAACAUGUUUUCAGGAACGUACAAAUUAGGCUUUGGUUAAAAAAAAGCCAUUGAUAUUUUUCAGUAAAAUACCACAAAAUAUUUUUCCAGUGUCUACCUUGUUAUUCACACUUCCAGGCCUUAUUCAAUGAGCCUGAGCAGAGGAGGUGUUCCAUCAUUCUCGCGCAGAUGUUUUUGCAGUAUAUGAUAUUCAGGUACACGAACUUCCUCUGUUAGGCAAUAAUGACUCAAUUAUGCAUUCACAUAUGAUAAUACAGGCUAAGUUUAGGAAAAAGCUGUGAUUAAAAAAGCAAAUGUGUGAAACAUGUUUCCCGCCAUUCCAAAGCAGAAACAGCAAUUGCACAUUCACAUCUGGAAUGUGAGCAAAUUAUAUUGAGAGAAAAAUAUGACUUUCAGUCAGUUAAACUACAGAUGUUCAUAGCACACUUGUACUGCAGCUUGUGGCACAGCCAUUGACAGUGGCAGUGUUUUUAAUAAUUGGAAUAAAAAAGGUCACAGAAAGGGAGUGUGAAUUGGAAUACAUUAUGAAAAAAAAACUCAUUUCUCUCUACUGUACAUGUUUGAACGACUACAGAUACCUUUGUCAUGCGACUUGAUAGGAUUUUAACUCUUAGGGGAGUUCAGACCUGACAAGGAAAUUACAUGGAGAAUGUGAGAGAGAAGGAGAGCAAGAGGGGGAAUAUUUUACCAAAAUGUGAAGUUGGAAACAUUAAUCUCAUACUGAGGUCUCAAAUUUUUUAUCCCAUCAAUAACAGAAACACUACAAUGUAAAUAAGGUGAUAAGGGAACAGACUUCUCUUCAGGUCGCAGUAGCCCUGUCAUUUGAAAAAGGGUAUCGAAGUAAUUGAAUGAAAUUAAGCACAGCGGACAAUAGGGGUAAAACUGGAGAAUACAUCACUGAGAUGAAGUGCAAAUGAAUGGGAAACCUGCCAGAAUACCAGUAUUUCUCUAAAAAUCACAAGACAGGACACCAAGUAUUUUUUCAGCAUUUCAGUCAUACUUCAAAAACAACACAGAGAAAACUUUAUUAUUCCAUUUUUUUCCUGAACAUUAGAUUUUGCUUUUUUUAUAUGAUGCAGAUAAAAGCUAUUUGGCAAACGUAGGUGAAAAAGCACGCAAACCAAACAACCUAUUAAUGCUCAGAAUUAUAUAUGUAUUCCCUAAAAAUGUAAAGCAUUUUUGCUUAUUUAUUAUGUAAAACAAAACUGUUAAAAUGUUAAUAAAAUCCUGUAGCCAAAGGAAAA
Molecule: messenger RNA, 6068 nt
Organism: Columba livia (rock pigeon)
Lineage: Eukaryota; Metazoa; Chordata; Aves; Columbiformes; Columbidae
Gene: SIM2
Product: SIM bHLH transcription factor 2
Exons: 11
Coding region: 1-2304 (767 amino acids)
Biological process (GO): regulation of transcription by RNA polymerase II
Molecular function (GO): protein dimerization activity; DNA-binding transcription factor activity, RNA polymerase II-specific; RNA polymerase II transcription regulatory region sequence-specific DNA binding
Source: RefSeq, a predicted model, not a curated record